CUUGACCUUCAAGGGGGGGGCGGGAGGUGCCGGGGCGCCCUAUAAUAUAAUGGUAGGGGAAACAGUGCAAUAUUGUAGGAUCGACCAGAUAAUCCACGUCAGGGGAAACACUAUGAAGUUUUACAAAAUACUUUAAAACUGAAAGUCUCCUGUACUUGGUUAAAUAGUUCAGUUUUUCUUGCGCUUUGACUGGUUUGUUUCCUUGAUUGACACAUUCAUCCAGCAGUGUCACAUUAACAUGUUACACAAGCAAGAUUAUAGGAAACCGACCAAUCAACACACAGCAAUAACUCAAUGCUUAAGUGAAAUAUACGUCCUUUUAAUUGUAAUGUAGAGUUUAGAAAUCCGGUCCUAGCUGAAAGUGCAUUGUCUGAGCCCCCUAAUAUUACAAAUGUUUGCCUGCAAGUGUAGUGUAUGCCGUUUGCGAAAUUCACUUGUACCAAAUAAUAGAUUCUCAUUGAAGCGAAAGAAUUUAAAGCCAAAUUUUACAUUAAUUAGUUCGUGCACGAUGUGUACAAGUAAUCUCCCACUACACAGGAAUGACAAACAGGGCUUGAUUAUUUCGUCGAACACGUGACUUUGUCAUGUGGUCCACCCGAAAACCCGGAUUGGAUCCCAGCGGUCAGCUGAGAGGCACGCGGAUUCGAUCCCGCGUGUCAGCUGAGAGCCACGCAGAUGCCAUUAUUGUGCACAAUGUUCUUUUCUAACUCACGGUAUCAAUUUAUAGUAGCUUGGCUUCUAGGACUUACACCGAGCCGUAAAGUUAUGCUUCGAGACCUCAUGGAUAUGCUCGAACAGACUUUGGACACAGUACCGAGUCACGAAAACCAAGAAAGCGAGGAGGUUGUACAACUUCAAGAAGAAGAAAGUCUAGGUGGGGAGGAGCCAGAUUCCGUUACCAUAGAGACUGUGCAGCAGGGAGCUGUUACCAUAGAAACGGUCCAGCAGGCUGCCGCGUUUUCGGAUCAUAAUGUCCAGUAUCAGUUCCGCACAGAGAACAGCGGCGGACAGGUGACGUAUCGAGUUGUCCAGGUAACAAACGAGCAGUUAGAAGCCGGAGGGGAGGGAGGUGGGACAAUCAGUGUGGUCUCCACUGCCGCUUUUCCUGGUAACCCCCAGGCAGCCGCCCAGGCCGUGGCCCAGAACACCUUCAGUAACGGCGGCAGUCCCGCUGCAGAGUCAGCGGGGGGUGAGACUCGCUUCACCUACUUCCCCGCAGCGGCCGUGAGUGACGGGUCAGCUCUCUCCAUACAGACAGACCAGGCAGCCACACAGGCAGGAAGUCAGUUCUAUGUCAUGAUGACUCCGUCCGACGUCUUGCAGUCUAACACGCCGCGUACCAUCGCACCGCGCACGCAUCCCUACUCCACAAAGUUGGAGGGACCCCGAGCUCCCAGAGAUGAAAGGAGGAGAGCACAGCACAAUGAAGUGGAGAGGCGGAGACGGGAUAAGAUCAACAACUGGAUAGUUACGCUGUCCAAGAUCAUCCCCGACUGCAACGUGGACAGCACCAAGACUGGAGCGAGUAAGGGUGGCAUUCUUUCGAAAGCCUGCGACUACAUCCGGGAGCUGCGGCAGGACCAUCAGCAGCUACAGGAGGGCUGCAAGGAGGUGGAACGGCUACAGGUGGAGAAUGAGGUGCUUCGGCAACAGAUCGAGGAGCUGAAGAAUGAGAACGCCCUUCUGCGAGCUCAGCUACAGCAGCACGGGAUCGACGGCGUCGGCGACAUGGCCGCCCACUGAGCGGGGCGCCGCCUCGCGCCGAGACACGUGCCCCCUGUUGGACGACUAAGAGGACAUCGCUGCUGAGAACGGGGACGCCCAUGCUUUUCUUCACGCCCUUGGACCCGGAUGCAGGACAGAGGCGUGGGAGGUGGCAAGCGCAGCCCCCCCCUCUGCCGUUACCCCCUCUUUCACUCUGGGGAGCGGGCAGCGGCCAACCAGUUGUUAACCAUGGGUAUGUUCACCCAUCUAUGAACUAUGGAGGGUUUUUUUGUAUAAUUGUCUUCGUUUAUUAUAACAAUGCUUUUAUUUUAUUUUUUUGGUAUUUUUUUUGUCCUGUGACUAUUAAUGUAAUUGUUGCUAAUAUCAUUGUUUUUUUUUUUUCGUUUGUUUUUAAUUUAUUGGUGUUGCGGGGUGAGAUGAAAGGCUCAUGAUAGGAAAUAGCUUGCAAGUCAUUUAAUAAUCACUGGGCCCUACAGUUUUCCUUUGUGCAAAAUUAUGAACCAUUGACCCCUAACAAUAUCUGGCAUAUUCACUAUAAAAUGCUGAGGCCUGAAUAUUUGUUUUCAGUUUAUUAUAAACCACUGGUCUGCUUUUGGCCUGAUUUUGGCCUGGCCUGGGCUGGUCAGUUCCUGGCCUCUCUGUUGUUUCACAUGCUUUUGGCCUGGUCUGGCCUGGCUUGGCCUACCUCCUGUUUGGCAUACUUUUGCCCUGCUCAGCCUCUGGUCUGGGCUGUCGCUCUUCUACUUUGCUCAGCCUUUGUAAAACAAUGUGUUAGCACUUCAGAGCUAAUAAAUCUAUAGUGAAAUUUACUCUGAAUCGUUAAUAUGUACUUUUUAUAUAUAAAAAAAAAAAACUUAUAAAACGCUUAUAAAAAGAAAUAACAUUUUCCUCUGAGAAUGAAUUUAGACAUUCUAUUUAAUAAACAUCCUCCAUUUAGCCAUGUAUUGUUAAGGUCACAUAUUGCAGAUCCCUAAUGACCCUAACAGCUGGUGACUUUGGUUCUAUCUCAGUUGUACAAUGCAGUUCACCAGAGAACCAGAGGCUAAGAGAAAUACACCCUCCUUCAUUUCAGGACCUAAAUAAUUGUUUGGUCCUCACAAUUUCUGCAAACAAACAUAACCUCGGAUGAGAAAACACAACAAAUUUCAAUAUGUUGUCAUUUUUUUUCUCCUAAAAGUAAGAAUUGUGUUACAUGACAGAAAAGCCUCAGCUACCAUGUUAGAUAUUCUUGGCAGCACAAUCGGAAAAAGUUUCCUAAAUGAAUAUGGCGGCGCAUGUUAGCUUUGCAAAAUUACACCCCAGUAAAGCACAAAAGUUCUGGAACAGUAUUCUUCGGACCAUUGAGACCAAGCUGGAGACCAUAAACACACUAGCCAAUCAAUACCUCAAUGGCUGAAGAUGAAAAAAUCAAGGUGUUUGAACUGCAAAGUCAAAGUCUAAUAAAAUGCUGUGGUGGGACCUAAAGAGAGCCAUGCAUAGAUGAAUGCCCUCAAAUAUCAAUGAGCUGAAGCAAUGUUGUGAAUAAGAACGGGCCACAAUUUCUCCAAAAUGAUAUAAGACGCUGAUAAAUUCCUGCAGAAAAUGUUAUUGUUGCUAAAGGUAUUGUAGGUCUGAAUGUUCCUGAGUUUUUGGGUAUAUAGUGUAUUUUUGUUCCCACAUGGUUUCUGAAUGGUGGCUUACUUUUUGGAAAAAAUAGCAACAUAUUGAAAUCUGUUUUGUUUUUUUGGAUUGUUCGUUUAUGGAAGUUAGUGUGGAAGUUAGUGAGAACCAUACAAUUGUUAUUUAGGCCCUGAUGAAUAAAAAUAUAUAAUUGAA
Paramormyrops kingsleyae is the source of this 3540-nucleotide messenger RNA. RefSeq names its product upstream transcription factor 2, c-fos interacting (gene usf2). Gene Ontology annotation, biological process: regulation of transcription by RNA polymerase II. The record is from RefSeq and is a predicted model, not a curated record. Gene Ontology annotation, molecular function: protein dimerization activity; DNA-binding transcription factor activity, RNA polymerase II-specific; RNA polymerase II cis-regulatory region sequence-specific DNA binding. Lineage: Eukaryota; Metazoa; Chordata; Actinopteri; Osteoglossiformes; Mormyridae.